Molecule: messenger RNA, 1299 nt
Organism: Penicillium digitatum Pd1
Lineage: Eukaryota; Fungi; Ascomycota; Eurotiomycetes; Eurotiales; Aspergillaceae
Product: putative cell cycle control protein (Cwf23)
Biological process (GO): spliceosomal complex disassembly
Cellular component (GO): spliceosomal complex
Source: RefSeq, a predicted model, not a curated record
AUGCCAAACGACGAUCUCAAGGCGCAUGCUGCCUCAAACCAAGAUUUCUACGCUCUGCUCGAUAUUCAACCAGCAGCUACCGAAACCGAGAUCCGCCGCGCAUACCGACGCACCGCACUAAAGUACCACCCAGACAAGAUUAAAAACCCCACCGCGGCGGACAUCGACAAAUUCCAUUUCCUCCAGAUUGCCUACGAUGUCCUAUCAGACACGUCGGUGCGACAGCUCUACGACAAUGCGCGGGAAGCCCGGCAGCGCAAACAGCGCGAGCGGGACAUGAUGGGAGCGGCGAAACGGAAAAUGCGCGAAGACCUCGAAGCGCGGGAGAGGGCAGGCGCCGCCGAAUUGGGUGGUGCUGGUGUCAAGCAGGGUGUUAAGAGAUCAUGGGUGGCGGAUGGGGAUGAGGAUGCGGAAGAGAAGCUUCAGCGGGAGAUUGACAGGAUUGCGGAGGAUGGGCGGCGGAGGCGACGUGAAGCUGAGGAUAAGGCUAAAAAGGAGUUGGAAGAUGAACAGGAUAGGAUUCAGCAGCAGGAAGAGGAGGCUCGAAAGGCGGCGGAUCGGAGUAGCCAGCGCGUGGACCGCUCGAAGGAGGGUGGUGGCGCGCAGGUCCCCGAGCUCGAGCGUGCGGUGAAAGUGCGCUGGGUGCGGGAGGGUCGGGGACUGGAACUUGACAUUGAGCAGUUGGCGGUGCUAUUCAAGCCUUUCGGGAAAAUUGAGAAUACCUUUGCGCUCAAAGAUAAACGCCAGCGGAUCGGGAAGAACAAGGAGAAAUCGACCGUUGCGACGGGCGUGGUGGUUUUCACGUCUAUUGUCAGCGCUCACGCUGCUGUUCUUGAUAGCGAGAAGAAAAUCCGUCAGCAAACUGGCCAAGAUGGCGAAUGGGGCCUGGUCGAGUCUGUCUUCUGGGCCUCUGGCAGUCAACCUGAUCUAGGUCUCAAUGUUUCAUCCAAGCCUGACCAGGCUGAGCCCGUACCUGUACCACCAGAGCCCUAUAUCAACGUUUCCAACAAACCUACUAAGCCAUCGUUCAAUUUCCAAAGCCUGAAAACAGCACCCGCAUCCGACAGAGCGCCCUCGUUUGGCUCUUUCGCUUCUGCAUCUGCUGCGGCGGCUACUCCGAGCCCGGCGUCAUUCAAUCCAUCCACCAAGGCUCCAGCCGCGCUUAGUCUGCAGGAAGUCAUGAUGAUGCGGCUGAAGAACGCACAGCGAGAGAAGGAGCGCAAAGCCCUUGAAGAAGAGCUGAUACGAGAAGACGAGGCUGCAGACGCGGCAGAAGCAGCGGCAGCGAAAGGCGCCUAG